AUGGUUACCGUAACGACUUCCCUUCAGUGGUUUUCAUUCCUUUCCCUAGCCAUCUUGCAGAAACCCUUUCUUUCAGUGGUGAAGGAUGUGCUCGUGUACGUGUGCAUGAGCGGCGCGCUGCUAUUCCUCGUGACGAUUGUGCUGGCCUACGGGCUUGCAGAUAAAGAGAUGCAGCAGCACCUGUCAAAGGCGGCGCAGGUGGCGGUAUCACGUGGUGUCGCCACAAAGGGUAACGAAGUGCUCGUGCCAUUUUCGUACGAGGCGUUUGUGAGCGCCUCCGUGACCAUGAGCGUUGUGUCAGCGCUCGCUGUUCUGCUGUGCUGCAGCUUUGUGCUUGAAAUGGCCUGGUGUGGUGUGGUGACCUGCGUGGCGCCUAUGGUGGCGCUGACGGUGAACACAGUGAAGCCCAAAUGCUGGGACAUCGCAGAGGAUUAUCGUGGGAAGGCGCCACCCCCAGUAAACGCGACAGCGUAG
Messenger RNA from Leishmania braziliensis MHOM/BR/75/M2904, 474 nucleotides. RefSeq lists its product as hypothetical. The record is from RefSeq and is a predicted model, not a curated record. The coding region runs from base 1 to 474 and encodes 157 amino acids. NCBI's taxonomy places the organism in Eukaryota, Euglenozoa, Kinetoplastea, Trypanosomatida, Trypanosomatidae. The transcript has a single exon.